Paramormyrops kingsleyae is the source of this 3782-nucleotide messenger RNA. Its product is annotated as coiled-coil domain-containing protein 85C-A-like. Gene Ontology annotation, cellular component: apical junction complex. Lineage: Eukaryota; Metazoa; Chordata; Actinopteri; Osteoglossiformes; Mormyridae. The record is from RefSeq and is a predicted model, not a curated record.
AAAUAAAAUCAUGUAGCUGUAAUGAAAGCCGUAACGUUUGCUUGUUUUUACAUGAUUCUGGGCACGUACUUGCAGAAACGUGCUCGCGGAUAAAUGAGAAGAGUCGACUGUGUCCAGAAGGGGGCGCUGUAUACACAGAAACGUCGCGCAGAACGGGAACUGAAUGGAACGUCAGAUAUCUGAACUUCCACUAAUUAAAAAGAAUAACGGAACCUAAAUAUUUGACUGUGAUAAUGAAUUAUUUGCCCCCAAAGUGGACGUAUUAAUCUGUAUGCUGCUAUGCCUUUUGUCAUGGGCCACGCUGCUUCCUAAGAGCCCCAUCCCUGCAUUUUGAAUCCGUUCCCGGCUCUGGCUCCGUCUGACCGGAGCUGCCAUGCUCCUCCCGCGGCUUCGCAUGGCUUUCCUCCAGCUCCUCCGCUCCAUAGCUGGUUGUCUGGUUCUGAACUUCGUGCACUGUGUUGUGCGAAUGGACUGCGAUGGGCCAGCUUUUUGGUCCAACGUGCCUUGCUCGCUCUGCAUUUCCUGUUCGCUGUGAAAUGUAACGAUUCGGCCGAACACUUGUCAAAACGUCAUUAGUAAAAAUGACAUGAUGUAUAACGGAGGAAGGCAAAUAUGCCUGGCACACACCAUAAAGAGAAAAUCUAACAUGGAAACAUUCAUCGUUAAUAAUAUCUAACAUUGUGAAACUCCAACUGUAUGUUAUUAAUAUCAGCAGGUAUCCAAGUGGGUUAAAGUCACGACCGAGGCGUGGCUGAUAAAAGUCUCAAGCGAUUCAUUUCAUUUGCUUGUCUUGACGCUAUUAAAUAAGAUUAAUUGCUUCAGUACAUACUUAUAUAAUCGAAUGGGUAUGAGCAAAGUACACAUGUCAUUAAAUUCACCCAUACACAUGCCAUUCAUAGUGGGAGUGUAAAUGAACGCCAAGCACCCAGAAGGCGUGGUUUGCUGCUCCUUUAAGGAGGCCGGCCCUUGAGCACAAAGCGUCCGGCUGCACCUCCGUCUACCUGCUCGCACCGCCUGUCUACCCCGUCAUCGGGCACUCGGCUGCACCUCCAUCUACCUGCUCGCACCGCCUGUCUACCCCGUCAUCGGGCACUCGGCUGCACCUCCAUCUACCUGCUCGCACCGCCUGUCUACCCCGUCAUCGGGCACUCGGCUGCACCUCCAUCUACCUGCUCGCACCGCCUGUCUACCCCGUCAUCGGGCGCCCGGCCGCUGGAAGCGAGCCUCUGCCGCGGCAGGGGGAAUCACCCAUUUUAACCUGGAGAUUCCGUGUAUUUAACGAGGGAAACUUAAGAUCUUCUGGGCUAACCCUCCGUUUGCUUCGGAACAGUGGCUUAUUUAUACCCGACGGCGAGAUAAUCAUCAAGUAUUUUGAUAUAAAAACAGCUUCAAUAUUCAGUAUACAUUAAGCAUAGAAUAAUCCGGGAAGUAACGCUGUUUUGAACUGAUAAGGAUUGGAAAUGCGUUUUACUGCAUGUUAUUCACUAAUGUGCUGAGCGAGGAGCCGCGGAAGGCGACAGCCACCGGGACACCGAUCGUUUUUACCACCGCUGGCCGUGUGUCGAGCGCGCAGUCUCCGGCUCACGGUGCUGACAUAAACGGGUUAGUGUCAUAAAUCACAAUAUGUGAUUUAUCUUGCCAACAGGAAACUGGGCGUCACCUCAGUCCUUUGCGGUUUAAUCAACGUUUUAGAGGCUUUUUUUUUUUUUUUUUUUGUCUAUUUAGCUUUUACAAAAGUAUUCUAAUGAUACCGUUAAGACUCUUAAGUCUGCAUCUGUAGAGUGUACCUAGUUACACUGUGUAUGUGUUUACAAUAGUGAAUAUGGCAAAGAAUGUGACGGACGAACCGAUGGACGAUUUAAGUAAAGUUCCUGAUGUUGAACUGCUGAAAUGGAGCAAAAAUGACUUACUUAAGAGACUCAGAACGGUGGAUCAGGAGAAGAUCAACUUGAUGCUUGAACAUGGCAACAUGAUGAAGGAUGUCAAUCGAAGGCUUCAGGUGCAUCUUCAUGAAAUACGGGGCCUGAAAGAGGUCAAUCAAAAACUUCUGGAGGACAACCACGAGCUGAGGGAGCUGUGCUGCUUCUUAGACGAUGACAGGCAAAAGGGCAAGAAGCUGUCCAGAGAGUGGCAGAGGUUUGGUCGCUACACUGCCAGUGUUAUGUGGCAGGAGGUGGGUUUGUACCAGCAAAAGCUGAGGGAACUGGAGGUCAACCAGGAGACACUGGUGCAGGAGAACAUGGAGCUAAAGGAGAUCAUCGUUAUGCUGGAUGAGCAGCGGAGUGGAGCUGGGUCCAGGAGCUCCAUUGACAGUCAGUCCAGUCUAACAAACCUGAACGGUGGAUCCAGCACUCUCCGAGAUGUCGGGGAUGGAAGUAGCACCUCCAGCACGGGCAGCGUUGGCAGUCCAGACCACCAUCACAACCACAGCCACACGCAGAAAGCAGGGGAACCUAAGGUGGAGAGCAACAGAAGGUCCAUGGAUGAUCUGUAUGCCCCCGCCCAUCACCGGACUAUCUCCACUGCUCUUGAUGAUUCAAGUUCCAAUUAUGUCAGGCAGCUGGAAACCAAAGUGCGGAUGUUACAGGAUGACGACAAGCUACUAUCACAGCCACGUAGCCGCUAUAGUUUGCCAAAGAUGCCAACAAAGGGUAACACAACCGGACUGAGGCCACUGAGGAAAGGUCUACCUCUGUGCCACUCAGAGUCACAGCUAUCCUCCUUGUCCCAGCAUAAGGAAGAAUCUCAGAAUGGCAGUGCCAGAAUUGCACCCAAUAGUGUCGCCACUAAGACCGGACUCCUGCCAACAGCCCAGAAACCAGAGGCUGUGGUUCAAGCCAUGAAGGUACUUGAGGUCCAUGAAAACUUGGACAAGCAAAUUCCUGAGGAUUACGAGGAAGACCUCACAGAAAAUGAGAAGGCCAUUGUCCGAGAGAUGUGUAACGUCGUAUGGCGCAAGUUGGAAGACGCCGCCAGCUCCAAGCCAUCCAUCCGGCAGCAUCUAGCAGGAAACCAGCUCAAAGGUCCGCAGUAAACAGAUCAGAGGAAAAGUAUACAAGAACCAGGGAUGGAAACUGUCUACGAAAAUCAGAUCUGUUUCCACUGCCUACAGAUUUUGACAUUGGUGGACUGUAAUUCUCGACUGGACCAAACCACUCAUCAGAUCUCAAUUUUGUAACUAUGAAGGGUUCCAGACUGGCAGUUAGUUUGUCGUCUUUUAUUCUCCAGGUGUUGAUUGUAGGAAUACAAAGUGCCAAAUCAAUGCUUUUAUCCUUCAGUGUUUAUCUUUAGAAUUUCCUGGUCAUGGUCUGGUCCUAUGCUCCAUGUGCAGCUUUCUAUACUCCAUAGAUCACCUAAAAUACUGUUUCCAUACUCUGUUUGUUACUCUGAGGUCACAUAAAUACCCAGUUUCCACCAACGUGCCGGAGCUGGAUAGCUGGAAAAUUUGAUCGAUAACCGACAUAGUUUUGUCUAAUAUCAUCGGUGCCGGCAGUGAAACAACUUGCCACCACUUAUUAGCAAUAUAACGUUACAUAUUUUUUUAUUUUGUGAAAAGCAAAAGAUCUAUUUGCUGGCCAGAUUUAAUAAUAAAUGAUAAACAUGUCGCAGGUGGAGUAAAUAAAAUAUUGUGGUGCUCGAGUGACAAAGUGAUCAGGAGGUAGACAGCAAUGUUCAGUUUUUAGCAGACUCUUUUAUUACACAAUCCCUAAAAGGAUGGCAAUAAAACAAACUUUAAGAGAGACAAAAGUGGAUACAGGCAAUAGAGACCGAUCACAAUGAGU